CCAGCCCUACGUGUGAUCGGUUUGAAUAGUAAAUGUGAAAAUGGGCGAUUUCUGAUUGAGCUCCCGGUUCUGUGUUCCCACAGUGUUUUUCCAUGCUGCUUAGCAGCGAGUUGAAUGCUGUGCCCUUUACCGCAGCCCCCAAGUCACCAGCCCAUGUGGAACAGCACCAAGAAAACAUUCAUAUUUGCUGUUUAGUAUAAAUCGAGUUAUUUUCAGGUUAUUCAGAAUUAAUUCUCAUGUCAGCUGAAAGUUCGACCGUCACCGUUCGUCUUGUGCGCUCCUUUGAACACCGGAAUUUCAGACCUGUGGUGUACCAUGGAGUUCCCUUGGAUCAGACAGUGAGGGAGUUCAUUGCUUUUGUGAAGAAGGAUGUGUCUUCAAGAACAGGACUUCCUCCUCCUUUUAAAAAUUACAAGUAUGAUACAAUGAAGAUUAUUCACCAAGCACACAAAUCUAAGACUGGUGAGCUGGUAGUGAGUUUGGAAGAUGAUGACAAACUGAUUUUGAAGGAAGACAGCACGCUGAAAGCAGCUGGAGUAGCAAAUGAGACGGAAUUAGCAUUCUUCUGUGAGGAAGAUUACAGAAACUACAGAGCUAAUCCUGUUUCGGCCUGGUGAAGAUCCCAAGAGAUUGUUUUGUUUUCCCAUACCUGUUGUAAAUUUUCCUGAUUCUGCUUAAUGAGAUUUUUCUUAAAGAUCAAUAAAUCCUAGAGGAUUUCUUUGCAAACGGUGCAAUUCCCUUCCUAUAGAAAUUAAUUUCUGUCGAUAUGCUAAGGCUGAGAGAAGAAAAACGGGGGGACAUAAAUGACUUUUUACUGUGCUUGGCUCUUGAGCCUCGGGCAGUGCCAUCCCUGACCCGUGACACACAUUCUUGGUGGGAUCCCACAGCAGACAGUAACUGCAUAUGGAAAUUAGAGAAGGCACAGGAUGAUCCCAUCACUGUACUAACUUCUAAUGAAAAUUAAGUGAAAACUCCUUCAAAUGAAAUGAAGUGUUUUUUAUGACCGAAUCACUGGGUAUUUUAAAGAACUUGAGAAGAGAAUCUCUGUGUUUCAAGUCACAGCUUUAAUUCUCUCAUUUUCUGUUUGGUCUCUUUUGUUUAAAUAGUGCAGACUGGCCAGUGUUUCAUGCUUUUCAGUGGUGAAUGCUUUCCAUUAUCCUCUCUUCAGCCCUCUUUAGCAUGCUGAAAGGGACAAAUGUCUCUUGGGAGGCUUUUGUGUCGCCUGUUUCUAGCUUUGCUUCCUGGAGACACCUUCACUUAGGGGUAGCAGCUCGAGUUCUGCCCAGACAUCAGCGUGCCUAAGUAGGAGCUGGGCAUUUUCCCAAGUGGAGUGAAAGCUCAUGGUUUCAGUUUUAGGAAUAAAACCUGAAUGAUUGCAUUUUUUGCAAGGAGAGGCCCAGUCUGUGAGCCACAUGUCUUCAAGAGUGGAAUUGAUUCCUUUAUGCUUUCCAUGAGCCAAGUACUCUGUUGCUGUGUGAUUGUUCUUGGGAAUGCCAGGCUUUCCUACUAACAUGAACCAAAUUAAGAAUAAUAGAAAUAAUUAUGGACCAAAUAAAGUGCCUUUAGGUAGACAUCACUUAUGAAAUGCUUUUUAGGGGGUACCAGCAUGGGACAGUGUGCCAUUAAGCCUCCUUCACUGAAGUAGGAAUGAUGCUGGCUCUGUGCCUUAGCAGGCUUUUGGCACAAGCUCUGCUAAAUUGAAUGAGACCUCACGUGCAAUUGCUUCAGACCUACACAUCUACACUGAGCUCUGGGUGAGAGCUGACAAUGCUCUAUCCAUGAGACUUUCUGGAGGAGUAACCCUACCAUUUCCUAGAGCUUUGGUUAUUGUUUUUAUUGACAUGUGCUGUCCAAAGUAUCUAAGUAAAAUUUCCCUUUAGUUUAGAUGUAGGGUCAAAAAACCCUCUGUGUAUUGUUCCCACCACAUUUUCCUCAUCCUUCCUGACAACUCUCUGGUUUAGGCUGUUUGACUCACCAACAGCUUUGCUUCAGAGUUUUAUUCUCUAGUGAAAGAACUCUACCACUGUGAUUAAAUUACUGUAACUUGAUCUUGUAAGGAGGAGUCCUGUGUCACUGAAGUCACCUAUGUUCUCCUGGGAUGCAGAUGCUGUUAUGCAUGCCCUGAUGAAUUUAGGAAGAGAAUUUACCUCCUGCCUUCUCUUUCUGUGCAGGCAGCCUCUCUGUUGCUGGUACCUGCUCCCCAAACAUGGGCCCAGGUUCAGAUUUAUGUGGUUAAUGCAAGUUUGUGCUCAUCUUCUCAGACAGUUCAAGCUGAUGCAUUGCACUCCAGACUAUCUCACCUCUGUUGAGCCAAAUUUACAAUAAUGAAGGUAACUUUGUAAGAACAGAUAGUGUACCAGAGGCAUCAGUGUCUCAGGCUGGCCUGCCAAGGCAUCUAAAUGGUGCCUGUCAGCACAUGCAGGCUCUCAGACUGAGAUCCAUUCUUUUCCUCCUGUUUUGGGGAUUUGAAUUUGGUUUCCAGCCCUUUCAGACAGAUUUGGAUUACUUUUGUGAUCCCUUUUCUCUAAAGCAUUUGUGUUUGAAAGAGUAACCACAUUUUAACAAUUGUCCUUUCUGAGCUUGUACGGUUCCAAACUUGCAGUGUCACAUCAAGUGUGGUACAGUGGAAGAGCAAUUCUACAGCAUCAGUGAGAAAAACUGUGAAUAUUCUACUGCAAAUAUUCAAGAAUGGUGUGACUGGCACUCCAGAUUAACUUCUCUUUCUAAGGGAAGAGUUAAACUACUGCUUUGUGAGCUCACUUUGCUCUGGCAAUGGCACUUCAUUGGCUUCUUUCUCCAGCAGUACAGUGGAGCCUUUUGUAAUGCUCUCAAUGGCCAUACUUGUAAACUGGUUUCUUCCUGAAGGGUUUUUCUACUGUGGGGUUUUUUUAUUAUUAAUUUUUAAAUUUUUUUUUUUAAGUGGGAAUUCCAGUAAUGCUUCUUUCAAGUAAACCCCACAAAACUACAGAAAAUAACGGAAAACUUGUUUGGAAAGAUGUUCCAACAUUUUUCUGGUGGGAUAUGGUACAGCCUUGUACCAAAAUAGGUUUGUUUCCAGGAUUGUUGAGUACUGUAUGAAAUCUCUGAACACCGGCUAAUAAAUUAAUAAAAACUGAGAUGUCUUUGCCCA
This is a messenger RNA of Prinia subflava (tawny-flanked prinia), 3130 nucleotides long. RefSeq names its product chromosome 6 C2orf76 homolog (gene C6H2orf76). Lineage: Eukaryota; Metazoa; Chordata; Aves; Passeriformes; Cisticolidae. The record is from RefSeq and is a predicted model, not a curated record. The transcript has 6 exons. Bases 237 to 617 code for a protein of 126 amino acids.